GGUCCUCCUCUACCUCGUCAUCCUCGCAGACAUAUCCGCCUCCAUAUACGCCAACCUCCGCAUCCUCAAGGGGCGUCGACCCCACCACCACGCCGGUCGCAAAGAAGCACGCGAUGUACUCCCGCUUCGCGCUGCUCACCGCCCUCUACACGCUCUGCGAGAUCCUCAUCCACUCCCUCUUUGGCGGCGAGCACGGCGACUACUACUGGCUCUACCACCUCCUCCACACGACGAUGGAGCUCGUCGCCGCCCUCUCCAUCGGCUGCAGGUGCAGCAGAUCGCCGAGGAGCUCGCCGAGCAGAUGCUGCCCGCCAUCACCACCGUCGAGGUCAAGCCGGAGGCGCUCGGAGGGGCGAACCUCAUCGCCUGGCGGCCGGACCUGCAGCUGGGCGGACCCUCCGACCACGAGGGCAGGGGGUGGAGGGGGGCGGGAGGCUCCGCCCCGCCCACCCUCGUCGUCCUCAACCCGGGAGACGAGAUCUCGGGAGACGAGAUCUCGGGAGACGGGAUCGAGCCGUCGCUGCCGCGCCACCCGGCCGCUGUCGCGCCCGCAGAGGGCUUUCCGCCGCACGAGUCGCAGUCGGCGCAGCCGCAGCCGGCGGCCGCGGGGUGGGUCGGGGGCGUGCGCUCACGAUUCAGCCAUUUGUUGUCGCCACAGCGGCCGCCGGCACCGCCGCCGCCGCCGCCUGACCCACGCGCUUCGCUUGCCAGCGACUCGAGGAGAGGCGGCUCCUCUCGAGAGCAUGAGCUCGUCGCUGCAGCCCGGCGAGGCGACCCUGAUGUGGAGUGCGAGUCUCCGACCGCGUCGCAAGUGGUAUGAUUCGACUACAUGAACAUGCAGGCAGUCCGUCGAGCAUGCAGUGGGCGGGUGGCACGACACUCUCGUGGCCCACGACGCGGAUGUAUUUCUUGAGCUACGUGUGUGUGUUGGUGGCGCAGUGUGUGCGCCUCUCUGUAUACGGGUGUCGACCUAGGUGUCGACUAUGUAACUACUUCCGCGAUGCAAUGUCCUC
Messenger RNA from Emiliania huxleyi CCMP1516, 1013 nucleotides. RefSeq lists its product as hypothetical. NCBI's taxonomy places the organism in Eukaryota, Haptophyta, Isochrysidales, Noelaerhabdaceae. The record is from RefSeq and is a predicted model, not a curated record. Bases 114 to 833 code for a protein of 239 amino acids. The transcript is spliced from 4 exons.